Messenger RNA from Tachysurus fulvidraco (yellow catfish), 4062 nucleotides. It is a transcript of the gene fdft1, whose product is annotated as farnesyl-diphosphate farnesyltransferase 1. Bases 163 to 1527 code for a protein of 454 amino acids. Gene Ontology annotation, molecular function: squalene synthase [NAD(P)H] activity. Lineage: Eukaryota; Metazoa; Chordata; Actinopteri; Siluriformes; Bagridae. The transcript has 7 exons. The record is from RefSeq and is a predicted model, not a curated record. Gene Ontology annotation, cellular component: endoplasmic reticulum membrane. Gene Ontology annotation, biological process: farnesyl diphosphate metabolic process; cholesterol biosynthetic process.
UCUAACUGAAAGUGGGCGGGGGGUGAAAGUUGCGUUAAAGUGUCAGCUCGAGUUACAGCUGUUUACUUAUAUAUAUAUAUAUAUCCUGCGUCCUUUCGUCGUGUCGACUCCAGCACCUUGUCCGCAUGCUAUGACUCCUACAAACACUUGACUCCUAUAUAUAUGGCGGGGGUUUGUUGUAAGAGCACGGCGCCGUUCUCUGUGUUUAAGCGCACGCUGUCAGUGCGCAACACGGCCUCAGCUCCGCGCUCUGCUCCGGUGGGCUGCGGGAGACGAGGCGCUCAGGAGGGCUGUGCGCUACUCGCCCGCCCGCUGCACCACUACACCACCGGCCUUCACCGAUAUCCAACGCAUUUGUUUUGCUCUUCUGUCCAGGAGUCCAUGAGCGAGAGUUUGAGGGCGUGUUAUGUUUACCUGAACCAAACGAGCAGGAGCUUCGCGGCUGUGAUUCAGGCCCUGGACGGACAGCUGCGUCAUGCAGUGUGUAUAUUCUAUUUAGUUCUUCGAGCCCUGGACACGGUUGAGGAUGAUAUGAGCAUUCCUUUGGACAAAAAAGUCCCUCUCCUGCAUCAUUUCCACACUUUCCUCUACCAACCAGAUUGGUGUUUUAUGGAGAGCAACGAGAAAGACAGACAAGUUCUUGAAGAUUUCCCGUCGAUUUCAGUUGAGUUCAGGAACCUAGCACAGGAAUAUCAGGAUGUUAUUUCAGACAUUUGCCUCCGAAUGGGGGUCGGGAUGGCAGAAUUUCUUGAGAAGAAAGUCGGCUCGAUGCAGGAAUGGGAUACGUAUUGUCACUACGUGGCUGGUCUGGUAGGUGUCGGUCUGUCUCGACUUUUCUCCGCAUCCCUGCUAGAGGACCCCGAGGUAGGUCGGGAUACUGAGCUGGCCAACUCUAUGGGCCUCUUUUUACAGAAGACUAACAUUAUCAGAGACUACCUGGAGGACCAGCAGGAAGGACGAUCCUUCUGGCCUGAGGAGGCUUGGAGUCAGUUUGCCUCUCGUCUGGAAGACUUUUCUGAACCGCAGCACCUGAGCUCAGCUCUGUCCUGCCUUAACAUGUUAGUGACGGACGCCCUGCGCCACGUUCCCGACGUCAUUGCUUACCUUUCCCGCCUCCGCAACCAGAGUGUCUUCAACUUCUGCGCCAUCCCACAGGUGAUGGCAAUAGCGACUCUCUCUGCCUGCUACAACAACCCCCUGGUGUUUCAGGGGGUGGUGAAGAUCAGGAAGGGGCAGGCUGUCACUCUGAUGAUGGAGGCCACCAAUAUGCAAGCUGUAACGAGCAUGAUCGCACAGUACAGCCAAGAGAUCCUGCAGAAAGUGUCACACUCUGAUCCAUCACGGGCUAACACUCUGUACAUACUCGAAGUCAUCCAGGAAAAGACUCUUUCCAAAGCAGCGUUGCCUUCCCGUGCUCACAAUUUCUCACACGUUUAUCUUUCUGCUGCUACCAUUUUGGCGUUUUUCAGCUGGCAGUAUCUGAACGCCACUCGGUCUCCAAGCAGCGCUGACAUGCAGGGACGCUGAGUCUUGUCCUGUAUCCCAAACGCUCUUCACCUCACCCAAACCAAGCCAACAGACACAUCAGAGACUGUUAGUAACGUAUCAAAUAUUUUCAUGUCCUUAUCAGAGUGACUUCACGGUGACUUUUUCUGCAUAACAGCAUUUGUAUACACAAUAACUCAGUCUCAUGUUCUCUUAAUGUAUGUUUGUUUAUAUAAAUUACCUUUGGCAUUAUUUUUGGUCUUCCAUAUUAAUGUCUAUGUAGCAUUAUACAGUAUAUUGCUCAUGCUUCUAUGUCAUUUUAAUGACCAAGCAAAGCACUUGGAAGACAGAUUCCAACCCCAAAUGAGAAAAAUACAGUUAAAAUAAACACAUUUUAGUUUUCCCUCAAUUAAGUUAAAGACAGAUUUCCUGUGUUUUAAAAUAACUCCUACACCAAUAUAUAUUUUCAAACAUUAGCUGGCUAGCUAGCUUUAAUGUUUUUUGUUUUGUUUUGUUUUGUUUUUUUCUUUAAAUGGCUAGCUUUCUUUGUCCAGUUUUUGGCCAUUUUUGUCUAGAAAUUGUUGCCUAAUGCUAACUAGUUUUCUCUGAGGAAUUUCACUUGGGGGAAUAUUUUCCUAAUGUUUGUUUGUUUUUUUGGGUUGUUGUUUGUUAUUUCUAACAAUGUUAGGGAUCAUGUUAGCUAGUAACUCUUGUUUGUGGUUACUAGCUUUGAUUAUGGAUUAUUCUGAGGUUAGCAAGUUUAGAGAUUUUUUCACUAAUCUUAACUCGUUACUUUUAUGUGAAAAUACAUGCUAGCUAGCAAAGGUAACAACAAAGGUUGAAUAUAAUCAGUUUUGCUGGGGAAUAUGUUCACAAUGCCUGCAAACUCUUUGUGGGAUUUUCACUUGUAGUAUCUAGUUACUUUUGUGGGGAAAUAUUCUCCUAAUGGAUAUCCUGUUUAUGCUAGCCAGCUUUCUUUGUGGAUUUUGCUCAUGUUUCAACUCUUGUUUGUAGAUAUUAUCCUUAGACUAGCUUUCUUAGAUUUUCACAAAUCAUAGCUAGUUAAUUUUGCAUAGAAAAAACUUACUUAAUGCUUGCUACCUUGGUCUGGGGACAAAUGUAACAUCAACAAAUGUUACCUAUUCAUUAACAAAUGUUACCUAUUCAGUUUUGUUGGAAGAUAUUUUCUUAAUACUUGCUCGGUGUGUGGGGUGAUUUUCACUCAUAUUAGCUAGCUACAUUUGUGUGGAAAUAUUCUCCUAAGGCAAGCUAGCUUUGGUUUUCUUUCAUCUAAGCUAGUUAGUUUUGUUUAAGGAUAUUCUGUUGGUGCUAUUUAGUUUUGUUUGUGAAUUUUUGUUGAUUUUAGCUACUUAGAUUUGUUUAGGGGCAUUCUGUUCCUGACAGCGAGUUUCAGUAUAUGGGCAAAUGUUGCCUGGGUAGUUUUGUUUGGUAUUUACCUAAAGCUUGUUUGGGAUAUUUUGCUAAAUAUAUCUAGCUUUGUCGUAAUAACAUCAUUAAUUCUAACUAGUUACCUUGCUUUAGGAAUAUUUGUUACAGGAUUUUUACUAAUUUCAGCUAGUUAGUAUUGUUUGGGCAUAUUCUCCUAAUGCUAGCCAGCUACUGUUUGCAAAUCAAGCCUGGUUUGUUUGAAGAUAAAUAUUGUUUAAAGCUAAAUUAAUGAGAUCAUGUUAAUUUAAAAGAUCUGAGUUUCAAUUUCUAUUCUCUGUCACUGACAAUUUUUUUUCACCACUUAUAAAAAUUUGCACAAAUUGAAAAAUUAUGUAAUUGCAUUCUAUAUGAAUGUGUUCUACCCAAAUGUCUACUUUAAAUGGGUAUAUUAUACAUAUUUUUUAGGAACCAAUAAAUUACAGUGUGUCUGAGAUAGCCAGACGCUGCUAUGAUCUUUAUUCACAACGAAGCUUUAAUGAGGACAAUUUUAAGGUUGGCUAACUAUAACCUUGUACAUAAGCAAAUGUAAAGAAUUAUAUAUAGUUUUUGUAAUAAUUAACUUUGAUUUAGCAUAAAUUGGAAAGAAAAUGAAAGGGAAAAAGCUCUGAGAUUUAUUUAUUUUUUUGUAGCAAUCUAAUAUGCAGUCACCUUGAAUAAUGUGACCAUUUAGAGAGAAACAAAAAGCUAGUCUUUUUAAUUCCAAUUGGGAUGAACAUUUUCUAUUUUUUGUAAUUAAAUUGUGAUUACAAGAUAAAUAUUCAUUAAGAUAAAUAUUCUACACCCAUUUUGAGGACUUGUGCCACAAAGCCAUAAAUCUGGUUCUAAUGCAGGUGAAUAAUUUUAAUAUCUGUCAGCUGAAACAUUUUUGUUUCAUAAUUUUAUAAAUAAAAAAAAUCUGUUUUUCCUUUUAAUCGUGUUUUGGACAAAAUAUCUACUGUCCCAUGUGUUCAACACCAAGCCAUGUCUCAGGACAUGGCCUGUAUCAUAAAUAAAGACCUGUACUACCUGGAUGAUGAAAAGUGAUUACUAUUUUCAGAAGAUACAGACCAUUGCAAGACUGUGUACUUUAUUUCUUUAUUGCGGUAAUAAACUACUGAUCAAAUAAAGCAUGGAAAGUUAUAAACUUUG